AUGGCGGAUCAGUGGGGUUGGAUGAGGGCUGACUGUCGAAGUCGCGUGUCACAGCAGUGCAAGAAACGACCCGUGGAGCCCACCAAGGUCCUGAAAUAUGGGUGCAAGGGAAAAUCUGUAUUAAAACUCCCAGACGUCCUUUCUGAUUUGCAAGCCCUGUUCCACCGAACCAGCAAAAUCGCCAUGUUGCCAAAGAACACUCUCAAGGGAUCCGCUCAUGUUGGAGAAGGAGUCGCCUCGGAACCGCGCGGCUGCAGUCACCCGGAGCAGGCCAGCUGCUCCUGGCGGGCGGCGUCGGCGCCGGCGGGGGCCUCGGCGCCCGGGGCUCCUUCCGGGCUCUCCCGCCCGCCGGGCUUCCCCACCGGCUCCGGAGGCCAGCGGCGCGGCCCGAGCGAAGCGGCGGUGGGGCCACGUUGGGCGCCGGGCGGGAGCGGAGGCCGCGGCGGACCCCGCAAUCCCGCAGCCGGCGACUGGAUCCCACCUCUGCAGAGACAAAGGAGCUGCUCCAGAGAACACCAGCUGAAAGUAAAUGUCCUUGAGGGCCCCAGUAUUCUCCUCAUCAUUAAUGCAUGGGCAUGGUCAUCCAGCCUUCAGAACCUUCCUGAAAGAGAUGCCAGAAGAAUCAGCAAACACCAGGGAGGCAGAGGACACAAGCUUGGAUGUGAAAUAGCAACAUCUUAUGCACUGAAGAAUAAUAAAACAAUGUUUUUAAUUACAAAAGAAAAUAUGGCUUGUUUCAAUAGGUGAGGCCUUCCUGGAGAACAGCAGAGGA
This is a messenger RNA of Ailuropoda melanoleuca (giant panda), 772 nucleotides long. RefSeq lists its product as uncharacterized. The record is from RefSeq and is a predicted model, not a curated record. The transcript has 6 exons. NCBI's taxonomy places the organism in Eukaryota, Metazoa, Chordata, Mammalia, Carnivora, Ursidae. The coding region runs from base 1 to 747 and encodes 248 amino acids.